Molecule: messenger RNA, 883 nt
Organism: Andrographis paniculata
Lineage: Eukaryota; Viridiplantae; Streptophyta; Magnoliopsida; Lamiales; Acanthaceae
Product: RING-H2 finger protein ATL78-like
Exons: 1
Coding region: 36-731 (231 amino acids)
Biological process (GO): protein ubiquitination
Molecular function (GO): transferase activity
Source: RefSeq, a predicted model, not a curated record
CCCUAAAACACUAAAACCAACAAAGAUACAUAGACAUGUCUUCAUUUUUCCCAAACCCCAUUUUCUUGCAAGAAUCAAAAUCCAUGUCAAGAUCCCAAUCAAGAAAACUACUACUCCACACCCCUUUACUCCCCCCACCCACCCCACCCCCCACCCCACCCUCCCCGUUACAACCUAAGGACACCAACACCUUCGAUGCCAACGUCGUCAUGGUCCUCUCGGUUCUUCUUUGUGCCCUUAUUUGCUCACUCGGCCUCAACUCGAUCAUCCGGUGCGCCCUCCGGUGCUCGACAUUUGCAGCCGGGGCUGAGCCCGGGAACACCACAGCCGCCCGCCUCGCCAACACCGGAGUCAAGAAAAAGGCCCUCAAGAGGUUCCCGACGAUAAGCUAUGGGAAUGAUCUCAAGCUUCCGGGACUCAAUACCGAAUGUGUUAUAUGUCUGUCCGAAUUCGCCCCCGGAGAUAGGGUUAGGGUUUUGCCCAAGUGCCAACAUGGAUUCCAUGUUAGGUGUAUCGAUAAGUGGCUUAAUUCGCACUCGUCUUGCCCGACUUGCCGGUAUUGCCUCAUCGAGACGUGUAAUAAGAUUGUCGGAUGUAGCGCUGCCGCCGCCGCCGCCGGUGCGUCGACUGCCGAGGCGGCGGUGGCGGCGCCGCCACCGGAUCAAGAAGUUGUGGUGAGAAUUGAGCCUCUACAACAUGAAGGUUUGAUUAGAAAUCAUCUUCAAAAUUAGAUACUGGAAAAAAUGGAGGGAAAGGAAAAUGUAGUGAUGUGUUAGAUAAUUUGUAUAUAAUUAAUGUAGCAUUUGGGAUUAGUAUAUAUUUUUUCAUAGAAAUUUAAAUCUUGGUUUCUAAUUAUCUCAUUAGUUUUUGUUGUGUAUAAUUC